Molecule: messenger RNA, 819 nt
Organism: Suillus subalutaceus
Lineage: Eukaryota; Fungi; Basidiomycota; Agaricomycetes; Boletales; Suillaceae
Exons: 1
Coding region: 1-714 (237 amino acids)
Molecular function (GO): RNA binding
Source: RefSeq, a predicted model, not a curated record
AUGGGAAUUGCCAAGGCAGAUAUUCUGAAUCCUGAGUCAGACAAUGCGGCAGUCAAGCUUGCGCUUGCAGACACAGGCGUUAUCCAAGAGACGAAGUCAUACCUUGAGUCCCAGGAGGUCAUCUUGUCGACAUUUUCUUCCCAAGCGCGGUCUGAUACUACAAUACUAGUCAUCCCCUAUGGCACCACUGCGGAACAGAUACGUGAGAUGUUCGAGUUACACGGGGAACUCAGCCGUGUCAUCGUACCACCGGCAGGUACCAUGAUGGUGGUGGAAUUCGAACAGGCAGAUGAAGCCGCCAAGGCUUUUCGAGCUGUAGCUUACCGACGUCUCGGAAGUAGUGUCGUCUACUUGGAGAAGGGUCCGAUGGGCAUGUUCCAGGAGACUGCGGAUGCAGCAGGGAACUCUGACCGUACGCUGAUAACUGCAUUCAAGUCGAUCACUAUCGCCAAGCAGGAAGCUGGCAGCGGUGCUGAUGCGGACGAGCUUUCUUUGUCUGCUGGGACGACUUUAUUCGUCAAGAAUCUGGCUUUCAGUACCACUGCAGAGCGUCUGGUGCGAGUCUUCCGGGGUUUUUCUGGUUUCUCGUUCGCGAGAGUACGGACUGAGCCUGAUCCCAAACGACCUACUGUUCCUAGUGCUGAAGCCCCCAGGCUGAGUAUGGGGUACGGGCCGUACACUGCCUUCAUUGUGCUACAGUACUUCCUGCACUAGGAACUCGGAGCUAGUGUUCGUGCGGCAAACCCUUAUGCUCGUGUCGAGCAACUCGAGUCUAGUUCAAGUUUUGUACUCCAGCAGCCGCUAAUCACUAGUCACUCU